This is a messenger RNA of Parastagonospora nodorum SN15, 3054 nucleotides long. RefSeq lists its product as hypothetical. The transcript has 3 exons. Gene Ontology annotation, biological process: siRNA processing. NCBI's taxonomy places the organism in Eukaryota, Fungi, Ascomycota, Dothideomycetes, Pleosporales, Phaeosphaeriaceae. Bases 1 to 3054 code for a protein of 1017 amino acids. Gene Ontology annotation, molecular function: ribonuclease III activity; RNA binding. Gene Ontology annotation, cellular component: cytoplasm; RISC complex; nucleus. The record is from RefSeq and is a predicted model, not a curated record.
AUGCUAUCUUUUCUGAAGAGCGCCUACACCAACUACGACCUCCAGAAAGAUCCAUGGGUUUCAGAGCUCCUUCAGCAGCGACAGCAAGGCCACGAUGUUACGAAGAACAUACACAAAGUAUUCAUUGGUGGCAAGACGUACUGCAGGGAUCAACUCCGAUCACUUGCUCUUAAGGCAGAAGCAAUGUCACAGGAGCUUGGGAUGAGUGUUAUGGACUGGUAUCUUCGUGGGUGCAUAACACAGUUCAGCAAGAUGGUUCAUAUGUCGGACUCCCAGUUGCUCGACUGGUCUGCUGAUGAAAAGAGACAUCUCCUUGAGAUCUUGAGAACUUUGCCCUCAAUCGACCUGAACAGUCACGACAUUCCACCGAUGUCCUUGGGUUCGAUGUCGCACAAGCUUCAGCUGUUGAUCAAGUUUCUGGUCGCCGAAGCUAAACAUGACCCUGAAUUCACUUGCCUGGUGUUCGUCGAGCAGCGGGUAUGGGUGGCUUGUAUUGCAGAAGUUCUCGCAAUCCACCCAGAAACAAGGGAUUUACUAAGAGUCGGCACUUUUGUUGGCGAGUCGGAAAACAGCAAACGAAAGGCAAAUAUAGCGUCAAUUUCCGAGCCACGAAAUCAACAAGCUACUCUGGAAAACUUCCGCGCGGGCAAGCUUAAUCUCAUUCUCGCAACCAGUGUUCUCGAAGAAGGCAUCGAUGUGUCCAGUUGUCACCUCGUUGUCUGCUUUGAAAGUCCUAAGAACUUGAAGAGCUUUGUGCAACGACGCGGACGGGCGAGAAAGGAAGAGUCAAAGUAUGUCAUAUUUGUGCCUCAAGCGGGUCGUAGACGGGAUCCAGAAUCCUGGCAGUCGCUUGAAGAAGGGAUGAAGGCUGCAUAUCUUGAUGAUUUGCGGCAGGUCAAACUUGCUACGGAGAAAGAACAGCAGAGUGAGACUGGCCAUCGAAAUUUCGAGGUAAAAAGUACUGGAACUGCUUGCGCUUUGGAUACUUGGGCUACUGAAAAGAUGGCCAAGCAAGACGCGGCUUUCGAGGCGUACAAGGCUCUCUCUACAAAACUGAAGAUCGAAAGCUCGUGGCUCCACGACGUAGUUUUGAAUGACGAAGAAAUCUCGGAACUGAAGUCGGUCACCUACAAGAUACUGUACUCUGUCUUUCAUAACCGAAUGGAACUCAAUAGACGAGACUUCGUAUGGCUGGUCGCUCCGUGCGAUGAGUCGGGUCUCCUCGAUAGCCGCAUCUGGCUUUCGGAGUGGAGACAGCACACUUGCCUGGCAACAGAGCUUAUCGCGCAAAACUCUGAUUGGUCACUAUGGGGCUUGGUCAAUCAGAAAGGUGAUGCUCGAAAGUACACACCGAGGUCUACCAGUAUGAAUAACCAGUUGUGGUUGCUCCAGCUGAUGCAAUUGCCCAAGCGGCGCGACUUUCUCCAUCCAGUCCUGGAGUCCGCGAACAUAAACGACGCAUACACAAAGACCGACGAGAUGGCAGCAAAGGAUUGUAUAGUAGAUCCAGUGCCUGCUCCAUACUCUGUGUUCGCACUGCUUUUGCCAUCUAUCCUGCAUCGAUUUGGCAUGGCCAUUAUCGCCGAAACUCUGAGGACUACACUACUCGGCCCAGUCGCCCUGGAUUCAGCGCAUUCGCUCCUUCUUACAAGAGCUCUGAAAUCUUCCGCAGCAGAUGGUAAUGACAACUAUCAGCGCUUGGAAUUUCUUGGCGACUGUAUCCUAAAAUUCAUCGCUACAGUACACCUCAUGGCCGCCAAUCCGAAAUGGCCAGAGAGCCACCUCACUGCGAAAAAAGGAAGAAUUGUCAGCAACGGCUUCCUUGCCCGGGCUACUAUAGCUGCCGGACUGGACCGUUUUAUGAUUACGAAGAGCUUUACUGGCGCGAAGUGGGCGCCUCGCUAUGCUGGAGACCUCUUAGCUGAGACAGGACCAGCGGUAAAGGAAGAGAGAUCAUCGAAACUGAUUGCUGACAUAAUUGAAUCACUCAUCGGUGCUUGUUAUACCGUUGGUGGGUUCGAGAAAGCUGUCUUGUGCGUUCAAACGCUAUUGCCACUUGAACCUUGGAUUUCUGUGCCGGCUGCCAACAGCAUCCUGCAUGAGGCAGCACCGGCUGAAGCUGAUUUGAUGGGCCUCGAUGUCUUGGAGACACUGAUAGGGUACACGUUCAAGAAGAAGCCGCUCCUUCUCGAAGCCCUGACUCAUGCGUCCUUCUCGGGCCCCCAUGUGCACUGCUCCUACGAACGCCUGGAGUUCCUCGGCGAUGCAGUUCUCGAUUACAUCAUUUCGAAGCGGCUUCACGCACACAGCCCCGAACUAUCUCAUCAGAAGAUGCAUGCCAUCAGAACAGCAACGGUCAAUGCAUCCUUCCUUGCAUUUAGAUUGUUCGAGACUACCAUCGACGAGGAGACGAUCAACAAGACCAGUAUGCGGCCAGAGAGUCAAAAGAGAGCAAUCUGGCAGUUCCUCCGGUCUGGAAGUCCGUCGCUCAACGCAAACCGAGACAAUGCGCUGAGACAACACGAACAAGUGAGGGACGAGAUCAUCAUUGGCCUCAACGAGGCGGCCAGGUUCCCUUGGCAUCUGUUUGCCCUCACAGACCCACCGAAAUUUCUGUCCGACAUGGUAGAGAGUGUGAUAGGAGCCGUCUACAUUGACAGUCUUGGCGACAUUCUCACUUGCGAGGCGAUCGUCCGACGUCUCGGGAUACUCGACUGUUUGGACCACAUACUGUGCAAUGGCGUAGAUUGCCUGCAUCCCAAGGAGCGACUUGGUCAUCUUGCUGUCGACAAGGGUGUGCAGUAUGCGCGCGUGGGAAUGAAUACCGAGCCCAAUGAGGGUGACAAGAUGUACAAAUGUCAGGUCAAGGUGGGCGGCGAAGACGUUGGUGAUGUCGCCGAGGGUUUGAAGAGACUGAAUGCAGAGACUGUGGCUGCAUGGAAGGCCGUCGGUGUCCUCGAGAGCCGGAAAGACUCGGCCAUAGAGAUUGUUAGCGAUGUGGAGGAGUUCUUCGAUGCGGACGAUGGCGGGGGAAUAUCACUGGAUGACCCGUGA